This is a messenger RNA of Dicentrarchus labrax (European seabass), 2890 nucleotides long. Its product is annotated as ubinuclein-1-like. The record is from RefSeq and is a predicted model, not a curated record. Gene Ontology annotation, cellular component: nucleus. The transcript has 14 exons. Bases 16 to 2481 code for a protein of 821 amino acids. NCBI's taxonomy places the organism in Eukaryota, Metazoa, Chordata, Actinopteri, Moronidae.
GUGUCCCGAGUUGUGAUGGCUGAAUCUCGGAGAGUUCAGUUGACCACUUUGUCCUACGAUGUACCUGCCUCCUCUGACGAACCGGCUGCGGCCCAGAGGCCUCCGUCAGGUGUCCCGCAGCAGGUGAAGGAGACCCGUCCGGACCGACCCGCUGACCCAGGCUCGGUCCGACUGGUGCUCACAUUAUUUGAGCCUGAUGAACGAAGCUUUCCCGAGUUCAGCUACAGUCAACUCGUUGACAACAAGAUCAACCACACGAAAGUUGAAGUUCCACUGAGCAGGUUUGAAGAGGAAGACAAGAGGGAGAACGACGAGGCAGCUGCUCUCGCAAAGGCGUUGGAGGAAAAAUAUGGUGGCAAACCAAAGAAAAAGAAGGACCGUAUUCAGGACUUGAUUGAUAUCGGGUACGGUUAUGAUGAAGAGGAUUCUUUCAUUGACAACUCUGAGGCUUAUGAUGAAUUUGUCCCGGCCUCCCUCACAACCAAAUUUGGAGGCUUCUAUGUAAAUUCGGGCGUGCUGCAGUUCCGCCAGGCUUCUGACACGGAGGACCUCACUACAGAGGAGAAAACACUUGAGCCUUCAAAAAAACGUAAACUCAAUGGUGCACAGGAUAAGCCAAAGAAGAAGCCGUGCAAAGAAGGUGGAGAGAUGAAAAGCAAUGAGGAUCCUAAGUCGAGCACUUUGUCUGAAAUUGCACCGGAUGACGAGAUGAUGAAGAAGAAAAAGAAGAAAAAGGCUGGUGGCACACUCAGCGUCACCAGCAUGUUGAAAAAGUUUCAAAGAGAGAAGGAGAAGGAACGACAGAAGGUGAUGAAAGAAAACCAGAAGAUACCAGCAAUCAUGGGUGCAACCACGAUCCCUCUGUGCCCUGCGGACGCAGCCGGGGGCGGCGGCUCAGGACUGACUGACCCUCUCCUCAGUUUAAUUGGAUCAACCAAUGACCACGCUCUCAUCCAAGCAGCCAACACAGUGGAUUUUGAUAUUGAUUUGGACUCUUUAUUAGAUGUCAGUGAGGGAACCUCAUCACCAAAAUUGGUUCCUCAACUGGCCACAGAGACACAGUUUUUCCAACCCAAAACAGAUGAUCAGACUCUAGCACAACUUCCAAAUGCAAAGACUAACUUGCAGCCGAAGCCUCAUUCAGAACAAAUCCCACUGCCAGAGGGACUUCCUCCAGGACUGGAAAACAGUAUUCAGAAACUCAUAGUGGCUGCCAAGUUCUCAGAGGGAGAGUCAAAACUCAAGUUCUUCACUCCAGAAAUCAACUCAAUCCUGCUAGAUAUUGAGUUGCAGUGUCGGGAACAGGGUGGCCAGUUGCGCUCCAAGGUGUACACACACCUGUCAUCUUUCCUGCCCUGCAGCAGAGAUACACUCCUCAAACGUGUGAAGAAACUGUUACUCACACACAUGCAGGAACCCCCUGAUGUGGAAGACCCCAUGCACAAACUUAAGGAGGCCAUCGGCAAAGCUAUGCCCGAGCAGAUCGCUUGUUUCCAUGAAAACUGCAAACUAUACGAACAAGUCAAGACUUCAAAAGCAAUGGAGGAGGAGAAAGAAGGCAAACAGAAGAUGAAUGUUGAAGAUGUGGAGGAAAAAGGUGGGAAAAAAGGAGGUCCUAAGAAGUUGUUCAAAUGGAACGAGGAGAUCAGGGGUUGCUUGUGUCAUGUAUUAAGAGUGAAAAUGGAGAAAUAUAAAAAGGAAAGGAAAGGGAGCGAGGCGAUGGAGGAGUACCUUAAGACCUUGUUGGACAACGAGGUCAAACCGCUUUGGCCAAAAGGAUGGAUGCAGUCUAGGGUGCUCUUAAGGGAGAGCAGGAACAUUUUAAGCCUCUUUACAUCAUUACCAGUAAAGAAGGCCAGGCCUGAGAAGAAGCAGAAGCCAUCUAUUAAUGGUCCUGCAUCAGAUAACUGCAGCAUUCUCCAGCCAUCUCCAGACGAAGACGAAGACUGUGUCUUUAUUGCGGCCUCGAAUAUCUCCAAUUCUAUGUCACUGGGUGCUGUGAAGAAGGAAGUUGCUGUAUUGAAAAAGGUGGAGGGUAAAGCAGCAGCAGCAGCAGUAAUAGCAGCAGCAGGGGCCAGGGCAGGAGCAGGGGCAGGGGUGGCAGUAGAUGGUGGUUUCUCUACACCUGCAGAGUCAGACGAGCCUCUGGUCAACGCCACAUCUACUCCUACUCAUACGCUUCUGGAUCUCCUUGCUGAUCAAGCGCUGGCUCGGGAGCAACCUCUCUCAGUUUCCCAGGAGCUCCUAGCAGCAGCUGUUGCAAAAUACAAACAUUCAGUUCAGCACUGGAGCUUUGGGGCGGACACCAAAAGUCCUCCCCUUCCUCCUCCUCCUCCUCAGUCCAGCCCAGUGGGUUUCCCAGUAAGCGGGGUGUGUCAGGUUGUUUUGCCCCAGCUGCUGCAGAUUGGAGACUUUGCCAGACACAUGGAUGCUGGCAAAGUCCAGAUCAUCUCUGAUGAUGCUGACAUUACUAUACAAUGAGAACACCCAAUGCAGAUUUACACACAAUGGGAGCAGUUUCCUUGGAACGGACUGGACACAUGAUGGAAUUCUAACAAACACAGCAGUGAGGAUACUAAUUAUCUAACUUUUUGUCUACAGCCAAAAGCUGUGAGACUCAGAUGAAGAUGUGUACUUUUUGUCAUUUUUACUUGUUUGUAUGAGUAUAUCAUCUGAGAUGGAAAGAAACUAAAGGGAGUAAUACUAAUGGGUUUGGCCCAUGAAAGGAGAAGUGGCACUUUUACCAAUGAGCAGACAAAUUAACAUCCACCUUAUCUGUUUCUGAUAAAAUCUUGACAUCUACUCAGUCAUCUGUGAUAAUGACUCUUUAACUCUGACAUGUGUUUGAAAUGUAAAUGAUUUACUUUGAAUUAAUAAAUAAAUAAUAGUU